This is a messenger RNA of Pelecanus crispus (Dalmatian pelican), 5784 nucleotides long. The record is from RefSeq and is a predicted model, not a curated record. Lineage: Eukaryota; Metazoa; Chordata; Aves; Pelecaniformes; Pelecanidae.
AUGGAUGGGCUCGGGGCUCUGGCCGUGUUCCAGGGACUCUGCGGCUGUGAUUGCCGCAGGCUGGAUGCCAGCAUCGCGGCGCUGGCAGUCUGCACGGGAGGCUCAGUGGGCCUGCCUUUCUUUAGGCUUCUGAACCUGCGCAAGCUGGGUCUGAGUGACAAUGAAAUCCAGAGACUUCCCCCUGAGGUUGCCAACUUCAUGCAGCUGGUGGAACUGGACAUCUCCCGUAAUGACAUUCCAGAAAUCCCUGAAAGCAUCAAAUUCUGCAAAUCCUUGGAAAUCGCAGACUUCAGUGGGAAUCCUCUCUCCAGGCUUCCAGACGGCUUCACACAGCUUCGGAGCCUGGGCCAUUUGGCCUUGAAUGAUGUGUCCCUGCAGAGCAUCCCCAGUGACAUUGGGAAUUUGGCAAACCUGGUGACUUUGGAGCUACGUGAGAACCUGCUAAAGACUCUCCCCACUUCACUCUCCUUCCUUGUCAAGUUAGAACAGUUGGAUCUUGGUGGCAAUGACCUGGAAGUACUGCCAGAUACUCUGGGAGCGCUACCAAACCUGCGUGAGCUUUGGUUAGACCGGAACCAGCUCUCAGCCCUGCCUCCAGAGCUGGGCAAUCUCCGCCGCUUAGUCUGCCUGGAUGUGUCAGAGAACAAGCUGGAGCAGUUGCCCAACGAGGUCAGUGGGCUAGUAGCGCUGACGGACUUGCUCCUUUCACAGAACCUGUUGGAAUGCAUUCCAGAUGGGAUUGGUCAGCUGAAGCAGCUCUCCAUCCUCAAGGUGGACCAGAAUCGGCUGACAGAGGUGACAGAGUCAAUUGGGGACUGUGAAAAUCUGUCAGAACUCAUCUUGACAGAGAACAUGCUGACAGCCUUACCAAAGUCCCUUGGCAAGCUGGCCAAGCUGACAAACCUGAACGUGGAUCGGAACCGGCUAACAUCCCUUCCAGCUGAGAUUGGAGGCUGCGCCAAUCUGAACGUGCUGUCCUUGCGAGACAAUCGCCUGGCCCUCCUGCCACCGGAGCUUGCCAACACCACUGAGCUUCAUGUCCUGGAUGUAGCCGGGAACAGACUGCAGAACUUGCCGUUUGCUUUGACAAAUCUUAACCUGAAAGCCCUGUGGCUGGCAGAAAAUCAGUCCCAGCCCAUGCUGAAAUUCCAAACAGAGGAUGAUGAAAAGACAGGAGAAAAAGUUCUCACUUGUUACCUGCUUCCCCAGCAGCCCUCUCCUAGCCUAGAGAAUCUUUUGCAGAACAGUGUGGAUGAGAGCUGGACAGACACCAAUCUGAACAGAGUCAGUGUGAUUCAGUUCCUGGAUGAACCCAAAGUAGAUGAUGAAGAGGAGUCUGGAGCUGAGAGACGGGGCUUACAGCGCAGAGCAACCCCUCAUCCCAGUGAACUGAAGGUUAUGAAGAAAGUGAUUGAAGUUCGGCGCAAUGAGGCAUAUGCUGCAAAGCCUGACACGGACCUGAAUUCUCCCAACUCAGAAGAGAAGAGGCUGAGCGCCAUGUCAAAUCGCAGUGAGGACUCCCACCUUUCCAACAGCACUGCCUCUGCUGACUUCAGAGGAGAGGAGCAGGGAGAGGAGGGAGAGAGGAGCUGGCCAAAUGGGCAGCAUAAGGAAGCUGCUGACCAAGAGGAAGAAGAUGUGGAACCCACUGUACACUUUGCUGAGGACACGCUAAUACGGAGUGAGGAUGAGGAUGAAGAUGAAGAGCGACCAUUCCCAGUGGAGAAACAGAGGCUUAUCCGCAAGGACACACCCCAUUAUAAGAAACAUUUUAAGAUAACUAAACUGCCCAAGCCGGAGGCAGUGGUGGCACUCCUGCAGGGGCUGAACAGUGAUGGAGUCCCCAAAGAGGAAGAGGAGUUAGGAGGCUGCAAUAACAACACAGAGCCUGAGGACCAGGAGGAAGUGUGGGAUGAGGAUGACAGAAAGAAUGGAGCUUUAUCUGCUCAGCCAUCAGUGAAGGGGGUGUCGUUUGAUCAAGCCAAUAAUCUGCUGAUUGAACCUGCUCGCAUUGAGGAGGAAGAGUUGACACUGACUAUCGUGCGGCAGACGGGGGGGCUGGGCAUCAGCAUCGCAGGGGGCAAGGGCUCCACCCCCUAUAAGGGUGAUGAUGAGGGCAUCUUUAUUUCCCGCGUGUCGGAAGAGGGUCCUGCAGCUCGUGCAGGCAUUCGUGUUGGGGACAAGCUUCUGGAGGUGAAUGGCGUGUCCCUGCACUGUGCCGAGCAUCAUGUGGCAGUGGAAGCUCUGCGUGGAUCGGGAAGCUCCGUCUCCAUGACAGUUCUGCGGGAGCGGAUGGUGGAGCCGGAGAACGCCAUCACUGUCACGCCGCUGCGCCCUGAGGAUGACUACAGCCCUCGUGAGAGGCGAGGUGGUCUACGCUUCCCAGAGCGACCCGAGGGGGCACCUCCCACAGAGAGAUAUUCCACCUGCCUUAUGCGCAAUGAGAAGGGCCUGGGCUUCAGCAUUGCUGGUGGCAAAGGUUCCACACCCUACCGGGCCGGUGACACGGGGAUCUUUAUCUCACGGAUUGCAGAGGGUGGUGCAGCCCAUCGGGACGGGAUCCUGCACGUAGGAGAUCGGGUCAUCUCGAUCAAUGGGGUAGACAUGACAGAAGCCAGGCAUGAUCAGGCAGUAGCGCUGCUUACCGCAUCCUCCCCCACCAUCGUGCUGCUGGUAGAGAGAGAGGGUGCAGAGCAGCUCAGCGAGGGAGACUCGCCAGGCGUGCCACGAGUGCGCAUGCACUCCCCACCACCGCCUCCCAGCCAUGGGGAGAGCCCACCAGAGGAGACGCCUUCGCUGCAAAGGAACCAUCUGUCUAAAGGCCUGGAGGAUCAAUAUCCCAUUGAGGAAAUUCACCUUGUAAAAGCAGGUGGUCCCCUGGGACUCAGCAUCGUAGGAGGCAGUGACCAUUCAAGCCAUCCAUUUGGGAUUCAUGAACCAGGUGUCUUCAUUUCAAAGGUCAUUCCCCGUGGACUGGCAUCUCGCAGUGGGCUCCGUGUGGGGGACAGGAUCCUGGAGGUAAAUAGUAUUGACCUGCGCCAUGCUACCCACCAGGAAGCAGUGAAUGCCCUGCUCUCCAACACCCAGGAGCUGACUAUGUUAGUAAGGCGAGAUCCGCCACCGCCUGGUAUGCAGGAAAUAUGCAUUGAAAAGGCUCCGGGAGAAAAGCUGGGCAUCAGCAUCCGGGGUGGAGCAAAAGGUCAUGCUGGAAAUCCUUUUGAUCCCACUGAUGAAGGCAUCUUCAUUUCUAAGGUGAGCUCCUCUGGGGCUGCAGCCCGGGAUGGCCGUCUGAAGGUGGGGAUGCGGAUCCUGGAGGUGAAUCACCAGAGUUUGCUGGGAAUGACGCAUACAGAAGCAGUACAGAUACUCCGAAGUGUGGGUGAUGCGCUCCUUGUGCUAGUGUGCGAUGGCUUUGAUCCCAAGGCUGCAGCUGCCAUUGAGAUGUCCCCAGGAAUUAUUGCAAACCCUUUUGCUGCUGGUAUUGGGCGCAAGAAUAGCCUGGAAAGUAUCUCUUCUAUUGAUCGGGAUUUAAGCCCUGAAGAACUGGAGAUCCUACAGAAGGAGAUGGAAAUGGUGAGAGAAGCAACUCAGUGGGAGAGAGAAGAAAUGGAGAAAGUGAAUAUCACCAGUGAACCUUUGAGACUGGACUAUCGGACCCUGGCUGCUUUGCCCAGCAGUGGUUUACAGAGAGUCAAUCGCACUCUUGUUCAGUAUAAUAAGGCCAGCUCCAGAAUGGAGGGCGACUGCACUGUGCUGUCUCUGCCAGUGGCACAGGACAGCCAGGAUUCAUACCCAGAAACAGCUGCAGGCCCGAUCAUCGGAAGCGUGGCUGGCCUCCCUCAGGACCCUGCAUCACCCGACAAGUGCGCGAGCGGGGCAGAAAAGCCCCAGCUAGACAAGCAGGAUCCCACAGGUUGCCCCUUGUCCCAGGACCAGAUGCCAGAGACGCCAGAGCAAGAGUGCAUGAUCGACUCUCAGCCGAUCCUCUUCAGUGAGAACCCCUUUGUGGUGGCUAACCGCAGGGGGAAAGCAGCAGGCAAGGCUUGCCUGGGGGGCCCGCCCCUGGGCUAUGGCAGGGGGGGAGUGCUGAAGACCAACCUUUACUCCAAGGAGGGGCUGGUGGGGAAUGUGAAGUUCAGGGGCAGCCUUGGCUGCAGUGACCAAGAAAUGGUGGAGUUUGAGAUCCUUAGGGCACUGAGGAGAGUGCAUAGCAAGCUCACUACCCUGGACUUCAGGAGAGCAGACUUCGGCCUCUUCGGGGAUCUGCUUGUCUUCACCAGCAAGCGCUCAAGCCACACCGCCCAAGUUGCAGAAGGCAAAGGCAGGGACUGGGAGAACGAAGCACUGCCCACUGUAGGAAAAGAUCAGGUCUUGAGGGAACUGGCGGAUGAAGUUGCUAAGCCACUAUCCAUCAUAUUUGAGAAGUCGGGGCAGGGGUUGGUAUUGGGACCGGCGCUGUUUAACACGUUUGUUGGCAACAUGGACAGUGGGACUGAGAGCACCCUCAGCAGGCUUGCUGAUGACACCAAGCUGUGUGGUGUGGUUGACAUGCUCGAGAGAAGGGAUGCCAUCCAGAGGGACCUUGACAGGCUGGAGACGUGGGCCUGUGCAAAUCUCAUGAAGUUCAACGAGGCCAAGUGCGAGGCUCCUGCAGGCGAGUCUGGGACAGGAAAUUCCAGACGUGAAACCCCCUAUUCUCCUAGUAAUCAGCAGCAAAAGCCACCUUCACCACCCUCUCCUGACGAGAUCCCCAUCAACGUCAAGCAAGCAUACAAGACCUUUGCAGCAGUGCCCUUGUCACACCCUCUGCUUGAGACACAGGAAUUGCCUGGUCAGACCAGCACAGAGAAUCCCAAAACUGCCCUGGAGGUGGCCGCGCACAGCCCCAGCGGACUGCACAGCCCUGAGCAGAGAUCCUUCCGUGAGAGGCAGAAGUAUUUCGAAAUUGAGGUGAAGCAACAGCAGAUGGAUAAGCCUCCCAAGCGUGUCUCCUUGGUAGGAGAGGAUGACCUGAAGAAAAUGAAAGAAGAGGAAGCUCGAAAACUGCAGCAGAAACGUACCCUUCUGUUGGAGGAAGAGGCCGAAGAGGAUGAGAUGGUAAAACAGGUGCCUGAGAUGAGCAUGCAGUCCAGUGUCAUCAUUGAAGGAGUUGAGUACAAGAUUGAGAGACUAAAUGGAAGGAACAUCCAGGCUCCAGCAGCUCGGUAAGACAAGACUGGUAGCUCAGUACCACCCACAUGUGUCAGAGGUGUCCCAGUAUCAGUCAAUGAGAACAGCAGCUCGCUGAGGAAUUCACUGGAAGAGGGAAUCAAGCCUGAACAGAGAACCAACUCUGCGUCUGGGUUGAGUCCAUUAUAUCUUGGAGCAGGGGAUCCAGUGGCACCUGUGCGGACAGCCAAAGCUGAACGGCGGCACCAAGAGCGAUUGCGAAUGCAGAGUCCUGAGCUUCUGAGUGGUCAAGAAAAGGAGCUUUCUCCAGCCGAACGUCGUGCUCUGGAGGCAGAGAAACGAGCAAUGUGGAGGGCGGCACGGAUGAAAUCACUUGAACAGGAUGCUCUUAAAGCCCAAAUGGUUAUUGCCAAGUCCAAGGAGGGGAAAAAACGCAGCACACUGGAGCAGCUGGCAGAGUCACCUUCACCUGUUCCUACCCCAUCACCAACACCACUGGAAGAUUGCAGUCCCAGAAGCGUCACUUCACCGGGAAGGCUGUCCAUGUCUGAAAAGAAGUUUGACUACCGGGAAUUUGCUGCUAUUCCUUCCUCCAAACCUGUUUACGAAAUCCAG